CUGUAAUCCGCGAGCUCAGCAAGCGAACAAGCGAGCAGGGCAGCCGCCGAGUCGAGCCGAGCUUUCGCGAGGGACCCUCCAAGUUUUGCCCGAGCGCGCGUCGCCGAGAAAAAACCCCAGGAACGACCUCUCAGUAGCCCUGCAUCCGCUGCCUGUUUUGAAAACUGUUUGCCAGAAAAGGGAAGCUACUGACUUCAAAAGGAAAAAAUGAAUUCUACGGACAUCCCCAUCCAGACAGAGAUGAUAGACAUCGUGCCAAAUGGAAAACAUUCAGUAUUACAUACCUCUUCCAUGGGAAAUGACAGCAGAUUUGAUGAGAACCAAGCGAAUGUAACGGAGAUGGAGGAAUUUCUUCCACAUGGUGUUGAAAAGAAACAGACUCAUUUCACAGAUUUUGAAGGGAAGACUUCUUUUGGGAUGUCUGUUUUCAAUCUCAGCAAUGCCAUCAUGGGCAGUGGGAUCCUUGGGCUGGCAUAUGCUAUGGCCAACACUGGCAUCCUCCUCUUUCUAUUCCUCUUGACUACUGUAGCUCUCUUGUCAAGCUAUUCUAUACAUUUGCUGCUUAAAUCCUCAGGGAUUGUUGGAAUCCGAGCCUAUGAGCAACUGGGUUACAGAGCCUUUGGGACACCAGGGAAAUUGGCAGCUGCCCUUGCUAUAACACUACAAAACAUUGGAGCGAUGUCAAGCUACCUAUACAUUGUGAAGUCUGAACUGCCUCUAGUCAUCCAGACCUUCCUUGCUCUGGAAGAGAAAACAGCGGACUGGUAUAUGAAUGGAAAUUACCUGGUAAUCCUGGUCAGUAUCACCAUUAUCCUUCCUCUGGCCCUCAUGAAACAACUAGGUUAUCUUGGUUAUGCCAGUGGGUUUUCUCUUAGCUGCAUGGUCUUCUUCCUUAUUUCGGUCAUUUACAAAAAGUUCCAGAUUCCUUGUCCACUUCCUGAGCGGAUCAACCACACAGGCAACCUGAAUUACACCUUGAUUAGCACAAGCAGCUAUGAAAAUGAACACACUACUCUGCAGGCCACAGAGGAAGACAUUUGCUCUUCAAGUUUGUUCAUGCUCAAGUCUCAGACAGCCUACACCAUCCCUAUCAUGGCAUUUGCUUUUGUGUGUCAUCCUGAAGUCCUUCCUAUCUACACAGAGUUGAAAAACCCAACCAAGAAGAAGAUGCAGUGUAUCUCCAACAUUUCCAUCACAGUCAUGUAUGUUAUGUACUUCCUGGCUGCCCUAUUUGGUUAUCUCACAUUUUAUGGGCAGGUAGAAUCAGAAUUGCUUCACACCUACAGCAGAGUAGACUCACUUGAUGUGCUGAUCUUGUGUGUGCGAGUAGCUGUGUUGAUUGCUGUGACACUAACAGUGCCAAUUGUUCUCUUCCCGGUUCGCCGUGCAAUCCAGCAGAUGCUUUUUCAAGACAAGGAUUUCAGCUGGAUUCGGCACAUUAUCAUUGCUUUUCUGCUACUGACAUCUAUUAAUUUGCUUGUUAUUUUUGCUCCCUCCAUCUUGGGAAUCUUUGGCUUAAUUGGUGCCACCUCAGCUCCUUGCCUGAUAUUCAUCUUUCCAGCAAUAUUCUAUAUCCGGAUCGUGCCCAAGGACAAGGAACCUAUGAAAUCCCUUCCCAAGAUUCUGGCAUCUCUCUUUGCGGUCCUCGGGGUGCUCUUCAUGAUCAUGAGCCUCAGCUUCAUCAUCAUCGACUGGACGUCAGGUGGCCUAAAGAGUGGAGGCAGCCACUAGGCGACAUUCGGAGCCCCGUGAUGCACAACGAAGCCUUGGGAAACUCAACUGGCUUGGAUCCAUUUCCUGCCCCCUGCCCUGUGUUAGUACUGUAUCAUUCUUUCAUCCCUGGUUACAUUCUGAGCCACGGGUGCUAUUCCAGUAUGAAAUCCUCACACUCACACUGAGCCAGAGGUGCUGCAGGCUGGACUAGACCAGAAGCCAAUCUCUUACUUUCUCUGGGCAUUUGAUUUUCUCUCAAAAGUCUGGGAUCGGCCAGGCUAACAGUAGUCUAAAUGAGCACAUAAACUGGAAAAAUAAGCCCAUUUCAAGGGAAUGGGAGGGGAGGCUGCUAUGAUACACAGUCUAUCUUCAGUUCUAUAUGCCCAGCCCAGCUGGCCCACACUGAGGGGACUCAAAAGUCAGCAGGACCAGAAGAAAAUGGAGCAACUGUGCUAAAUAACUUGGAUGUAGGGCUCUCACUUGAUGCUCACUACUGAAUGGUUGACCUGGGCCAAGCUUUAUAUUAUAUGAAUAUUACACUGAGGCUACAGAAUGAAAAACCAAGGCUUUUUGAAGCUUGAAGGGGUUUAAGAAAGAAAUAAUAAUUAUUUCCUUUAAAAAAAAAUCUUAUCAGUCACAAUCCCAGCUCCACUACAGAUCCUUAAUCCUCUUCAAAUGUCACUUGGCAGUCCUGACUUUUUCUCCUUCUCCCUUACACUGGUUCUGUUUCCUUGUUUGCCUUCUGCAAUGAACUCCUUGCCACUUUUUAGAUAGCUGUAAGACUUAGAGUGGGAGGCAGAUUAAUGGGGGCAUAUUGGGAAACUACAGGCCUUCUGAACUACCAGUUGUGAUGGGAUGAAGAUUUGCACUGGUUUCCAAGGAUCCAUUUACAUGUUCUGAAUUAUCCUGGGGUAUUUGAAGCAGAGAAGAGAUGAUGGCACUGGAAAUUGGGCAAUGUAACUCUCUUCUUAUAUGGAACUGAGCUUUAGUUUGGAUGGUCCUAUUGUUCAUGACUUCAAAACCUAACUUCUGUUUGUUUGUCUCACUGGGAAGCAAUCAUCACAGUUUUAAGAUUCUAUGUUAAUUGGACUCUUAUGCUAAAAAAUUGUUCAUCCCUUGAUGCUACAUAAAUGGACCACGCUGGCUGGGGAAUUCUGGGAGUUGCAAUACUAAAACUUUUAGACGACAUCAUAUAUGGGAAGGCUAGCUUUCAGGAUUCAUCCUUGAUUUAAAACAUGAAAUUAUAAAGGCCUUGAACAGAAAAGUAUAUGUCAUCUGAAGAGUGGAUGACAUAUAGCAAGCAGGAUUUUAUGAAGCGAAAAUGAUUUUAGAAUGUUUAAACUGUGGAAAACUUUAAUGGAAAACAUAGUAAUCAAAACUGAGAUAACAUUCCAAGACUGGAAAAUUCAAUUUUUCCUCUCUGUUAUUAAUACCUGUUUUACAUUGUAAGUAGAGCCUAGUCCUUGCAACAUGGGAACAAAAAUGCAAUAGGUUCUUUCUGAGAAGAUUUGAUCAAAGAUCAUAAGGCUAGUUGUAGUGCUGCAUUAGUAACUUGUGAAAAUAUUUUGAAGCUUUAGGGGUAUUCUGAUGGUUCCCAGGUAUAAACAGUUAUCUCUAGUCUGAAUGUAUAUUAUAUUUAGUACAUAGCCCUAAUAUAUAGUCCUUAUUAUGCAACAAGAAGAUGAUAAAAAUAGUUGCAAAAUUGUCCUAUUUUUCUGUCAUAAUCCUGAAGAAUGUCAUUCAACAUUCAUCAGACAAAAGUAGCUCCUUUGGUUUUAU
Thamnophis elegans (Western terrestrial garter snake) is the source of this 3492-nucleotide messenger RNA. It is a transcript of the gene SLC38A3, whose product is annotated as solute carrier family 38 member 3. Gene Ontology annotation, molecular function: L-glutamine transmembrane transporter activity; L-asparagine transmembrane transporter activity; L-histidine transmembrane transporter activity. The transcript has 16 exons. Lineage: Eukaryota; Metazoa; Chordata; Lepidosauria; Squamata; Natricidae. The record is from RefSeq and is a predicted model, not a curated record. Gene Ontology annotation, biological process: amino acid transmembrane transport; histidine transport; L-glutamine transport. The coding region runs from base 208 to 1731 and encodes 507 amino acids.